AUGCCUAAGCAGCAUCAUCCUCAGCCAGUACCGCCAAAGUCCCCGUCGAUACCGACUCCCGCAGUCGAUAUCUCGAAUGGCAAUUCGGUGUCAGUCCCGGCAUGUCCGAUCCCUCCGCAGUCGAUCGAUUCCAGUCUUCAGAGCAUCAUUGGCCUGCUGUCUCCUUUUAGUGGCAUGCAGAGCACAGAUGUGGAGACGGAAUUUCUAUGGCAGCCCAUGGACUCGACAAGCUCUAGGAGUGAGACGGCCUCGGCUUCUCCUAGUUUGAGGGUAUAUACAUCGGAAGAAGAUAUAGCGAAUGCCUAUUACGUCUACAUCCAUCCAUACCUUUCCCUACUACCUGCUCCUGCAGUGCCACUGUACGAGGACCGGCCCAUUGCGUUUCAGCCCCCGCCUGGAGAAACCUGCACCGUUGAACAGUCCUCUCUACCGUACUGGCCGAGAUCCUCGUUGAGUUUAGCGCUAUGUGCGAUUCUAGCCUUGAUUCCUCCGGACCAAAAUCCGACCCCCUCUAGCGUGUGCAGUGUCUGGAUGAGGCGCGAAUACGCAAGGCUUUACGCACAAGCUGCGCUCACCAGCGCAGAGAGGGAAAUCGACGAUCUAACUUCAGUUAGCGGUUCGAACUUUUCGCCGGAACAAGGGAUCAUUCAUCCUAAUGUGCCAAUGCGAUUACAUCCAGUCCUAGCCCUCGUGGUGUUAAGUAUCUACGAGUACUGUCAGCGGGGCAAUGUAUCUCGCAUGCGCACCCGUGCUAAUCAAGCGAUGACGACGGCCAUGGAUCUCUCUAUUCAUAAUUUGGGAUCGAACGCUUCUGAGGCGCAACGGCGCGCAUGGUGGACGUCGAUGUUUACCGUACUUCUAUCGUCAAUUUUGCAGGAAACAUCGCCGAUCAUCAAUUCAUCUGACCCACGAAUAUCCACGCCUUACCCUAUAUUUGAUGCUCGAUCAGGGAAGCCGGAACCAUGGCCACUGCUGAUCAGGGCGCUAGAGUCCCUCUUGGCCGUCUCCGAUAUUCUCAGCGAUUGUGGAAUCGGCGGGAAAGCCCCUUCCACAUCGCCGCAUCUACGCGACCAAAUCCGCCACAUGGACGCUCAUAUCUUGUCAUUGAUAACGCAAUGCGACCUCUUCGCAGGCCCAGUUCGCAAAGAAUGCGUUGAAGGCCUUGCCGCACAAAGUCUGGGGAUGGUUGCUCGUCUUGAAACUCAUGUUGCCCGAAAUAAGCUCCACCGGUUUAGAGCAUUCAUGGACAUUCCAAUAUUUUACGAGAAACAUUGCGACCUGACUGCCAUUGAGGAAAAUGGCGUUCUGCCAGCGUCGGCCUACCCCAAGAGUCCUCCCGACUUUGAAGCUGUCUUCCCCUUCACCGAGGUGGAAUCGUCGAUUAUAUGUCUGAAGUCUUCCCUCACCAUCUCGCGCAUCUUCCGCACAUUACCAUAUCCCACAUCAUGCGGUCCCAGCAGCGCAGAAACGGGACAGGAGCCAGCAGAUCCGUUGACGUCUAAACCUGAUCUAUCUUGCAGGUACCCGCACGGUUUACCGUAUUUUGCAUGCACGUCCAUGCAAGCUGGCUACACGUUAUACAUGUUGCUGCAUCGGGUGCGCGCCGCAAUGGUGUCAGAUCGCCUUUCAUACUGCUAUCCCCUGCUUACCUAUCCGGAUCCGGCAACAGAGAUCCAGGAUGCCGAGAGGUUUAUGGAGGAACUACGACAUGGGGCUGAAUCAUUAAAUAUUGCGAUGAAGAGAAAUGCGUUGUUUGAAGGUAUACGUCAGAUGGCACGCGAGAUGGAUUCUGCUUAUAACUCAACUUUUGCGGAUCGCGGCUGA
Molecule: messenger RNA, 1824 nt
Organism: Aspergillus melleus
Lineage: Eukaryota; Fungi; Ascomycota; Eurotiomycetes; Eurotiales; Aspergillaceae
Product: fungal specific transcription factor domain-containing protein
Exons: 6
Coding region: 1-1824 (607 amino acids)
Source: RefSeq, a predicted model, not a curated record